CACGCGCUUACAAAUGCGUGAUGGAAACGACAUGUCUGUCUUUCCUUUGGUCACCGUCAUCUUUCUAUUCACUGCCAAUGUUGUCCCAUUAUACCAAACACUCUCAUGUUAUCUACACUGCUUAUUUCAACCCCUUGCUUUUCCACAGACUGAAAGCCCCUCUUUUGAGUCUUGACCCCCGAGAGUCUGAAGACAACUUCACACUCUCUCUCUCUCCUUUCUCUGUCCCGUCUCAGUGUUAAACUCUCAGUUGCUUUCCCUUUUCCUGGAAUGAAAAAACCCGAUGAUCCGCUCACUUAACUCUUUUUUCCCAGAUAUCAUCCGCACCCAAUACCUGCAAUCAUUCCAGAUUUUUGCGGACUCUUUCCUGCUUGAAUAAAAGAGAUCGAGGUAAAAAGAUUGAGGAAGAGAUUCUCUCUUUCUCUUACAUUUCAUCAUCUUCCACACCAACAAAACCCUCACCCCAACCCCACUUUCUUCUCUCUUUGAGCCAUGCAAAAUCAGGCAUUUACUUGUUUCGGAUCGUAAUCUUCCUUAUCCCAAACUACAACAGAAGAGAGUCCUUCUCAGCUGCAAGGAGGGCAUACUCUCCCUCUCUCUCCUCAUCCCCUUUGUUGACUUCUAUAAAGUUCCAAAUGAAAACCCUAAAAUAGAAGAAGAGAAGGAUCAAAAAGACUAGCCCCAAACAUCAACCACAGUCUCUCAACCCUCCAAGAUCCAGGGAAAAGAAAAAACGCAAACCAAACCCAAAACCAAAACCCUUUGCUUGCCAUGGAUUUAGUAUCACAACCAAACAAUCCCAUCUAUGAUUCACCCAUAUUGAACAUCAGUACCACUCCAACCACUCCAUCUGCAGCCAUAAUAUCGUCUCCAUCUUCUACUACAACUAGUACUGCUGCUGCUGCUGUUACAACUCCAAGCCGCUAUGAGAACCAGAAGCGGCGAGACUGGAACACCUUCUGCCAAUACCUAAGGAACCACAAACCUCCACUCUCACUCCCCAUGUGCAGUGGUGCACAUGUUCUUGAAUUCCUCCGUUACCUCGACCAAUUUGGGAAGACCAAGGUCCACAACCAAACUUGCCCCUUUUUUGGCCUCCCAAACCCACCUUCUCCCUGUCCGUGCCCUCUUCGCCAAGCCUGGGGCAGCCUCGACGCCCUCAUCGGCCGCCUCCGAGCCGCCUAUGAAGAGCAUGGCGGGAAGCCAGAAGGAAACCCCUUUGGUGCGAGAGCUGUGAGGCUGUAUUUGCGCGAGGUUCGUGAUUUUCAGGCCAAAGCGAGAGGGGUCAGCUAUGACAAGAAGCGUAAAAGGCCUAAGCCAAAGUUGGCUGCUACUCCGAACGCCAACAACUAGUGGCGGAAAUCAGCAAAUAUAAAGAUCAUUCAAAUGGAUCACAAUGUGGGCUUGAUUCCUUCCUUUAUUGGGUAAUAAACCUGCAGCUAGCUGCCCUCUCUCUCUCUCCCUCUCUGUGUGAUGACAUAUGUAAAGCUUUUGCCACAGAUAAAGGAAAAAGGAUUGUAAUUGGAUAAGUGGAAAAAUCACGAGCCUAUAAACAGUGAUUGGCAGUAGGUUAAAUAUAAUCUUGUUAGAUCUAUUAUUAUAUGUAGUUAGGCAUGAAGACAAAACCUAGAUUGUCUUUUCAAUUUAGAUGCUAGCUAAGAGUUAAAACACAUGUUAGAAAUUAAGAUAAUUAAAUAGAAUUUGAA
Molecule: messenger RNA, 1706 nt
Organism: Juglans microcarpa x Juglans regia
Lineage: Eukaryota; Viridiplantae; Streptophyta; Magnoliopsida; Fagales; Juglandaceae
Product: protein LIGHT-DEPENDENT SHORT HYPOCOTYLS 1-like
Exons: 2
Coding region: 772-1353 (193 amino acids)
Biological process (GO): mRNA transcription; response to light stimulus
Cellular component (GO): nucleus
Source: RefSeq, a predicted model, not a curated record